AUGUCUGACGCUGGAGAUGACAUUCAAGUCGACGCCCCCGCCGAGGUCGAGGUUGCCGCCGAGGCACCGAAGGGAAAAUUGUCUGUUGAGGACGCGCUCAAACAAGUCCUGAAGAACGCCCUUGUUCACGACGGCCUUGCUCGUGGUCUCCGUGAGGCUGCAAAGGCCCUGGACAAGCGACAGGCCCAUCUUUGCGUCCUCGUCGAAACCUGCACGGAGGCAGAGUACAUUAAGCUCAUCGAGGCCCUCUGUGCCGAGCACAAGAUCAACCUCAUCAAGGUCGGUGACGCCAAGCUCCUUGGACAAUGGGCUGGUCUCUGCAAGAUCGACCGGGAGGGCAACCCUCGCAAAGUCGUUGGCUGCAGCUGCGUUGUCGUCAAGGACUACGGAGUUGAGAGCGAGGGUCUCAAUGUUCUGCUGGACUACUUCAAGAACCGUUAA
Pleurotus ostreatus (oyster mushroom) is the source of this 441-nucleotide messenger RNA. RefSeq lists its product as uncharacterized. The record is from RefSeq and is a predicted model, not a curated record. Gene Ontology annotation, molecular function: structural constituent of ribosome. The coding region runs from base 1 to 441 and encodes 146 amino acids. Gene Ontology annotation, biological process: translation. The transcript is spliced from 2 exons. Lineage: Eukaryota; Fungi; Basidiomycota; Agaricomycetes; Agaricales; Pleurotaceae. Gene Ontology annotation, cellular component: cytosolic small ribosomal subunit; ribosome.